Molecule: messenger RNA, 5452 nt
Organism: Phalacrocorax carbo (great cormorant)
Lineage: Eukaryota; Metazoa; Chordata; Aves; Suliformes; Phalacrocoracidae
Source: RefSeq, a predicted model, not a curated record
GGCCUGGUCGUUCUGCCGAUUUUCAACUGAAUUCUCACCUAUCAACACUGGCAAAUAUUCACAAGAUUUACCACACCCUCAAUAGGCUGUUCUUGUGGAAAACAUUGAAUGAGCAAGCUGUCCUCUUACAACCAUGCAAAGAGUGAAACAAGAUAUUUUUUGAAGACUGCCCCUGCUUGUUUGCUGUGCAUUUACAUUUUGUUUUAUUGCAACUGUAGCUGGAAAUGCCAAUAUGUCUUCUGUUUGUACACUGCAAAUUUAGUGGAAAAGAUACUGCCUUAAAAAGGGGAAUCUGACAGAGGACGUUGGUCAAGACGAUCACCAGACAGGAGAGAGGCUUUCAAAGAUACGAAGAAUAGGAAGUCUCCGGUCUUGCAGUUCAUCAGACUGCUUUAGUAAAGUGAUGCCUCCAAGGAAAAAGAGGAGACCUGCAGCAGGAGAUGAUUUAUCUGCUAAGAAAAGUAGACAUGAUGGUAUGUAUAGAAAAUAUGAUUCGACUAGAAUAAAAGCAGAGGAAGAAGUUUUUUCAAGUAAGAGAUGCUUAGAGUGGUUCUAUGAAUAUGCAGGCACUGAUGACAUUGUAGGGCCAGAAGGUAUGGAGAAAUUUUGUGAAGACAUUGGAGUUGAACCAGAAAAUGUAGUUAUGCUUGUGCUAGCAUGGAAGUUGGAUGCACAAAACAUGGGCUACUUUACAUUGCAAGAAUGGUUAAAAGGAAUGACAUCACUACAAUGUGAUACUACAGAAAAAUUGAGAAAUUCUCUGGAUUACUUGAGAUCUUUAUUAAAUGAGCCUACCAAUUUUAAACUUAUUUAUAGAUACGCAUUUGACUUUGCACGGGAAAAGGACCAGCGCAGCCUAGAUAUCAAUACUGCCAAGUGUAUGUUGGGCCUUCUUUUGGGAAAAACAUGGUCCCUUUUUCCAGUAUUCCACCAGUUUCUAGAGCAAUCAAAAUACAAAGUUAUCAAUAAGGACCAAUGGUGUAACGUUCUUGAAUUCAGCAGAACAAUUAACCUUGACCUCAGUAACUAUGAUGAAGAUGGAGCCUGGCCAGUGUUGUUGGAUGAGUUUGUGGAGUGGUAUAAAGGAAAACAGAUGACAUAGGAGUUUAACUAUGCACAGCCACUCAAGAGUCACUGUUACCACAGUUAUGUCAACCAUUAGCCAUAAACUGCUAUUUGUAUCAAAGUGCAUGCUGCUUUUCUUGCACUGCAUCCCUUUUGCAGGGAACUUUUGAUGUUUGCUAUUUAACAAGCUAGCUAUGCUUGCUGUGUAGCAUUGUUCUCUUUGAAGGCUGCUUUGCAUUUUGUAUUUACACUACGAAUUGGUGAAUUUGCCAGCGUCUUCACUGUGAUUAUGUGUAUAUUGCUGUCUAAAUUUUGUAUAUGUGUAUAAAAAAAAAGCUUCACCUAGGGAUUAUUUCUGCAGAAAUGUAUUGUAAAAAUAAUUUUGUGGCAUAUUCCUAGUCCUCACUUACAUGUUUGUUUGAAAAUAUAGUUAUUUUGUUUUUCUUUUGGUCUCAAAUGUAGCAUUUCAGAAAAUGAAAUUAACAGACCGCUUGGAGGUAGUUAUGUGAAGAACUAUUCAAUUUUCAUGUUACUAUUUGAGAUGCCAAUUUCAGAGAAGACAUGCUGUGACUUUCUUCAUCGGAUUUCGCCAAACCUGACCUAUUGCUUAAUAGGAAUGAAACAUUGGUGUCUUAAACUAUAUAUACACCCAUAUAAAUAUUGAAACACUGUAAUAGUUGUACAUGCCACAGAUGAUUUCCAUUUGAAGAAAAAAGUACUGAGUUUUUAAUGUUAAAACUGCAGUAGUCGUUACAGGUACCAAUGAACAAAUUAAAGUACCUUCUAAAAAUGGGUUUUAGACUUCCAUAAAUUGCAUUUGGCACACUCCUUUUAAUUUUUGGUGUACCAAGAGUGUUUGGUCUAUGUUGCGAUCUAGUGAAAUUAAAAGUUGUAAGCUAGAAUUAGUGGUUUGGGGAAUAAAAGUCUGCUCACCCCUAACACAUAGGUAAUACAGAUUUGGGGUUGGCUGCUUUUGGUUUUUUUGGUUUUUUUUUUUUUUGUUUGUUUGUAACACUAGUCUUUCCCAGGGUCUCUAACUUUCUGUUUCUAAGUAAUUAAAAAUAUGAUAUCAAAUAGUCAAAAUAUUACUUUUUCUUUCGUGCUGGGGAUUGGAAUUUCCUAGCAGAAUGUCCAUUGCAGGCAAUGGGCUUGUUAAACACCAGCAUUGAAUGACAGUACUUUUUAGUAGGGGCCACUACCUAUAUCACUCAUUUCUUUAUCUGUAUAGGACAGUUCUAGUGAUUAUUUUGGGGAAAACGAGUGAAUGGAAUGAUGUUUAAGUUCUGUAAUUUUGUCACAUUGUCUUUGCCUUACCCUUCUUUAUUAGGUAACGUUACUGUUGAUUUUAAUAAAUAGGUCCUUGAAGUAUCCGGUGCUAUUAAACUUGGACCCCUAAGGAUUUAUUAAAAUGUUCCAUAUUGAUUCAGGGAGCAUUUAACCAAAAAGGGCCAGUGGGUGUUUUGGAAUUAAUAACGUUACUUUUCUGUAGAAAUAUUUCACAAGGUAUUGACAGUUUUGAUAUUUCUAUAGAAUGCAGUUCAGGGGAAGGAGGGGAAAGCAUUUUAAGUUGAAUGUGAAAUUUUCAACCAUACUGAAGGUCCUAUUCUGCCAUCACUGAAGUCAGGAACAACUGUCAUUAGCUUGACUACUUUCAGCAUUAAGCCUAGUUUAGCAAAAGCACAUUCGUUUGCUGCCCUGGACCAGGAGGUUGUAACUGUGGUCCUACAGGUGGUCAGUCGUGUUCAAAUCUGUUUGGUGGUGGUGUUUUUUGUUUGUCAAACUCAGUGGCCAAAGACAAAAAUUGUGUGUGCUUGUGUAUAUUUGUAUUAUAUACGUAAAUAUAGAAUAUGUAUGCAUAUACAAAACAUAAUUUCAUGAUGCUGAGAAGAAAAUGUCACCUUUCCCUGUGAAAUAGUCACGCUCAGAUUUCCAUGACACUAAAUAGCACUCUUUAAAAUUAAUAGUGAUAAAACUUAUAUAGCCACUGCUUUCUCAUGUACUAAUAGGCAUAACCUUAAUUCCAUGUUUGAUGCCAGUUUGCACAAGAAAUUAAUUCCGUGGAGUGUGGUAUUUAAUGUUUACAAUAAGCCUCUUACUAAAACACACAGGUUUUAUUAAGACUUCUGAUGUAAAUGUGUAUAUUACCAUAGUAUAACCGUAAGGAAGUAUCAGUGGAGCUGCUGGUUUAGUUCUUAAAAGAAUGAACUUAGAAGCAAUAUAACUUUUAACAUUAGGCUCAAUUGUGGUUGCUAAGAUUUUAAGUGAAAUACUGUAAUUGUUCUUAAAUGUUAAGCCUAGCUACUGACUCUAGAAAACGGUUUAGCACAAAUUGGCUUGAAUCCUGCAACAAAUACAAGGUUUGCAUAAAAGGUUUUGUAUGUCCAAUAAUGGAAGCAAGAGCCAAAGACACUUUUGAUCUAUUACUGUUAUAGGUAUAACUUUCAUAUAACAGGGUCAACAGAAAUCUCUUCAGCUCAGCCAGGUGCUCUUUUUCCGAGUUUUGCUAAUGUUUAGCAAAACAGAAAAUUUAAUUAAACACAAAGAACACAGAGGAAGAGAAACCUCAGAAAGUACUCAUGCUGUGUAAGUAAACAAACCUCAUUUUUCUUUGGGUAAAAGUAAUCAGGAGUGAUGGAAAGGAAGAAUGUGUUUGGAAAUGGAUCAGAUAGAUGCUGCAAAAUUUUUUUUCUUCCACUGGCAAGCAGGAUGAAUCUGUAGUCUUCAGAAGGUUUAUGAACAUGCAUCUUCAUAAAAUAAACCACAAAUUCAAUUACAGCUAGUAGACAGCUUUACUGACAUUUAUAGAGAGCAAAUGGACUAAAAUGGACCGUAUGGUUUGAUAAGCUUCCCUGUGCUAUCCAUCCUUCUGGUUUUGCUAUAUGCUGAUAAGCAGAGGAUCCUAACAUUGCCAGCUCUUGUAUUUUGGAGGAAUUCCCACUCACUUUUACAUAAUUGUGGAAACUUAACUAAGCUCUUCAGUUUACCUGGUAUUUGGUACAAGUUUGGUGUUUGCUUUUUUUGUUUGUUGUGCCAUCAUAUAGUUGAUGUAGGAAUUUUUGUGUUGGUUUUUUUUGUGUGUGUGUAGUGUUUUUUUUCCUUUUGAAAAGUAAUAUACAGAACAUGGUGACUUGUUGGACAAGAAGACACUGAGAGGUCAUUCUGACAGAAAUGUCACAGGUCUUGCACUAACCUUUCUGGUGUACUAUUACUGUCCUUAUAGCAGAAACUUGAUGAUCUAUGUGCAAUUCAUCCUCGGUAUUUGGGAGAUGAGAAGUGGAAAGCCAGUUAGUGAAAGGAAAACAGAAUCCAGAGACUAUAGCAGUGGACACUCAAAGUUGAUAGAUGAGAAACAUUUGGAGCCAUUUGGACUCAAUGAUCUUAAAGGUCAUUUCCAACCUAAAUGAUUCUAUGAUACUAUGAAUAUUAGUAACCAAAACAUUCCACAAAUUAAAUUUCAUUUUAAAGCAAAAUAAUAUUAAGUAUUUAAAAUAUUAAUAUAAUUCUGUGUUACUGUUGUUUUUUCACUUUUUAUAUUUUUCAAGGAAGGCAAGCUGAAGAGGGUGGAAUUUAUUGGAAUCCUUAUGUACUUGAAUUUUCAGUUAAAACCUGUUUAAGGUUGUCUUUAAGCUACAAUAAAUGUUUGGGUUACUUUUGUGUAGCCUUUUCUACCAUUUGUAGAGGACUGGAGGCUUCUCCCAUUUUACCACAAAUACAUGCAUUUUAUUUCAUCCCAAAUAUGCUCACACAAUCAAAAUUUGUUACAGCUCAUUACUACUUGGUUUAUGUUCCCAAGUAACUUUUUUGGAGGGCAAGAAAUGGAUGUCAGUUGUGUUAAGGUUUUCCCAGAUUUCUGUUGACCCUUGGUCACAAGUCUAACAAAUUGUUUAAUACUCUUGGAAUUCAUAUAGACAGCUUUAAAAGUUAGCUUGUGCCCUGGUUUUAAUGAUAACUGCUGAAAUACCUCUUUCUAGGCCUUAUAUUUUGUCCUUUCAUAUUGCCAUAAAAGUGUAUAGAAUCCAUCCACCAACUAAAUAGUUUGCUGUCUGUAACUGCAACCAAAUCUCAGCUUGAUUUUUUUGUUGUUUUUUUUUUUUUUUUAAAUCCCCCCCCGUGUGUGUGCGCGAAUGUGUGUACAUGUGUUGUUACAAAAUAGUACCUACUGACACUGCUGUUGCAGGAACAGCAGUUAACCUGUAACUGUGAAUGCUUUAUGUCUUAGUUACUUGGAUAUUACAUAAAUAAGGUGUGCUAAACUCCUGUGACUCACGACCUGAUGAAAAUACUGUUACGCCACCUAACAUGAGUUCAUCCAGUUGAUUUUUAGGUCUUUUGCUGGUGUUGAUGUAAAAUGGCAUCCCACAAAUAAACAGUAUUUGUGUUGGUUUCA